This is a messenger RNA of Corticium candelabrum, 861 nucleotides long. RefSeq lists its product as uncharacterized. The transcript has a single exon. Bases 1 to 861 code for a protein of 286 amino acids. NCBI's taxonomy places the organism in Eukaryota, Metazoa, Porifera, Homoscleromorpha, Homosclerophorida, Plakinidae. The record is from RefSeq and is a predicted model, not a curated record.
AUGGUUGAUAUACUUUGCAAGUAUAUCCGAGCAGAGCGUACUGGCAACUGGGAAUUGCAUCUCCAAACUGUUUCAGAAAUGCUCUCUUACUUGGCCGCAUGUGGGCACAACCACUACACAAAGUCUGCAUGGAUAUAUCUGCAGCGAAUGUCUAAUCUCCACAAUGAUCAUCCAGAUGUGUAUCAACAUUUUCGAGAAGGUCUUCAUGUGGUGAGACGAAGUGAUCGUUAUUGGGCUGGCUUGUCCUCGGAUCUCAUCAUCGAGCAGGUGCUCAUGAGAAGCCUGAAGACCAGCGGGGGUCUCACAAGAGGACGAGGGAUGACUGAGCAGCAACGCUUGACAUGGUUGUUGUCUAAGCCAGCUUGUGCUGACGUGAACUGUGCCAUGCAAGAGCUGACUGGGGUUAGCUACAACACAGGAGAGCAAAACAAAGAUAUAACCAAGGCUAGACAAGCUCGUGACUGGAAAGAUACCCACAAAAUUCUCAAGUAUCUUCGAGAUAUGAACCCCUUCACUUCCGAUACCAGUCUAAGAAGCAUCUCCACAGGAGUACAUGCACACAGCACCGUCAAUGUUGACAAAGCAAAAGAUGUUGGAAAUGCAAUUCUGAUUAGCAUGGAGGGGAAGACUGCUGCAGAAUAUAAUUUCAAGAAGAAAGACCAGGUCAUCACUCUAGACACGAAGAAUGCAGUCAAGGUUGAUGGCAUUGCAGUGCAGAUUGACCCACAACUUCUUUUCCAGAGACUCACGAUAAUUGCUGCAAAGGCAACUGAAAAUUUUGAAGAUGUCUUCAGGUAUGAGCUAUGCAGUUAUCCACCAGCCCUCUUUGACUCAUCACUACUUCUUCGGGAGCCACAGUAG